UAGGAAUACGGGUGGACAAGAAAAAAACAACGCGUUGACGUUGAGUCACCCCUGAAAUAGCAGACUGACAACAAACUGAAAUGACGCCGGAUAUAUCCGAAUGAUUAAAUGCGUUAUCAGAGUUACUAUAUCAGGUUAAACCUCGGAAAUCUCGUGUUGCCAAAAUGAUGGAAGAAAUCGACAGAUUUCAGGUCCCACCAGUGAACUCGGAGAUGCAGCCGUUGGAUCCAACUGCGACGUCCACGUUAGAGGCUGACUCCGAAACAAGAGGGCCCGAAUCCGUGCCCAUCAACUACAAGCCUUCUCCACUUCAAGUAAAGAUCGAGAAACAGAGAGAGUUGGCCAGGAAGGGCUCGGUGAAGAACGGAACGGCAGGUAGCCCGGUCAAUCAGCAGCCCAAGAAAAAUGUUAUGGCCAGAACACGGUUGGUCGUUCCUAAUAAAGGUUACUCAUCUUUAGACCAGAGUCCUGACGAGAAGCCCUUGGUAGCACUGGAUACAGACAGCGAUGACGAUUUCGACAUGUCCAGAUACUCGUCGUCAGGAUACUCCUCCGCUGAGGUGAGAUCCGUGAGGGAACAGCAAAUCAACCAAGAUCUAAACAUCCAGCUCCUGAAAGACGGCUACCGCCUGGACGAAAUCCCAGAUGACGAAGAUCUCGAUCUGAUUCCUCCUAAAUCAGUCAACCCUACGUGCGUGUGCUGCCAAGCGACCUCCUCUUCAGCCUGUCAGAUCCAGUAGCCCUGUAUUCACUUACCCCACAGCCCUUUUACCCAGAUCCCCCUCGACUUUUAACCCUCGAGUCACUACUACAAAAAUAAAUAAAUAAAGCCGUUAUCCUACAACUAAUAUAGGAAAAAAAAAUGUCAGAAGGAAAUGCAGAAAUAAUAAUGAGUCAUUGGUUCCUCCUAUGGUAGGAUAUGGUGUCGGUAUCACCACCUGAGGGAGUUAGAUUUAGUUAGGGAAGUGUAUUGUAUGUUGUGUAUAGGAUGCAGUGAUAAAAAUUAAUGCAUAUUUUAAAAAGGGAGAAAGUAGUAACACGUUUAUUUGUAGAAACACUUCACACAAAGUUAUUCUGUAAAAUAUUUAAAAAAAAAAAAGAUUCUGUUACAGUUUGUUUUUGGAUGUCUUGAUGCACAAUGAUUUUCAGAUAUUGGGAUGUGAGGAAGAAUUUUUUAUUAUUAUUAUUUUUUUUAAUUAUGUUUUUUCUGUUUUAGAACAUUAAUAGGAAGACCUGCAGCACUUUUUAUUCCAGGAGUAAUCUAAUCAGCCAGUCCUGUAGCAGCAGGGCGAUGCAGAUACAGGCCAAAAGCUUGAUCUUGAAACUGUGAUCUCAGUAAAAUUGACCGUGGCAUUGUUUUUGUUAGUGCCAGUUGGGCUGGUUUGAGUGUUUAAGAAACUGAUGAUCUUUACAUCAUUUACAGCAUUUGGCAGACGCCAUUAUCCAGCGCUUUAUACAACGGAGCAAUUGAGGUUUAAGGGCCUUGUUUAGGGGCCCAAGAGUGGACGCGUGGUGGAUGUGGGAUUCUAACUCACAACCUUCCAAUUGGUAGUCCAACACAUUAACCACUAUCCUACCACAUCUCUACAGUAUCACAAAAAACUAACAAAAAACUAAAAAUCCAGUGUCGGAAACACCUUGUAGAUGUGAAAGGUCAGAGGAGAACACCCAGACCUGUUUGAACUGAUAUGUGGUCUACGGUAACUCAUCACUCUUUAUAGCCGUGGUGAACAGAAAAGCUUCUCACAAUGCACAACAAAAUGAACGUCACCUGAUCUUUUUGCCCCGUUUUCAAUUUUCCAGACCUGCCACUGACCUCGCUCAAGUCUGCACACUAAAAUAUCACUCAGUGGAUUUUUUUUUUUUUUUUUUGGUGUUUUUCACACUAUUCUCUAGAAAGAGACUAGAAAAAAUCCUAUCCUGUGUGGAAAAAAAAUCCCAGUCUAGCAAAUACUCAAACCAGAUUAUCGGUCAGCACCAACUCACUGAAAUUGGUGCACAUUAUUUCUGUUCUAUACUUAUGUUUAAAAAUGAACUAAAGCUCUUGGCCUGCAUUUGUAUGACUUCCUGUAUUCCACUGUUCCGCUCGACGGACAGAUCGAAACAUUGCAUGAAUGAACGAGUGUACAGGUGUUCCUUUUAAAGUGGCAGUUGACGUGGUACGAUAAAACAAUAUCAAAAGCUUUCACGAGGUCCAAAUUGACGCAAAUAAUGGAGGGAAACUGACAUGUACGCAAUUAGGUCAUUUUUUUCAUUCCUUCGACAAAUUUUUUAUGUUUAAUGUAUUAUUAUUUUUUAUUUUUUAUUUCUUUUAGCUGCUGCUCAUCUUAUUACUUACAUGAGCUCCUGUUUGCCGAGUAUGAAGGUAUUGAUGGGAAAUUAAGGGAAAUGAGAAAUGGAUUUUCAAGACUGACUUCUUAUGACUUACAAUGUGCCGUAAUGCCAGAAUUAGAUAGCGUUUCUUACUACGGAAAAGCCUACAAAUAUCAUUGUGUACGGUUUUAUUGCACAAAUACAUAUCAUGUCACACGAAACAAAAAAAAACUUCCAAUUAUCACAAAUUUACAUUACAAGGUGACACCGUUACAGCUAGACGCAGUAUUCAGAGGUGCCAAUAUUUACGUAUAUAACUAUAAAAUAUAUGAUUUUUGACUUCUUUCUACAGUAAAGCCGAAGAUAUUUGAAAACUUUAAAAUGACAUAUGUUUUGGAGAAAGAUAAAUAAGUUCCUUCACCAAAGGGGAAAGAACGUAAAUUCACAAGCCUCAAGAGUUGAGAAAAAAAUGGAUGGGAUUUUUCCUUUUUACUAGGUUGUUUUGUUAGAAAUAUUGGCACCCCUACAGUAAGCAUUUACGCCUCCUUUCCUGUAUGACAGGGUUCCAUUUGACAUUUGUUCUCACAAAAAUGUAUUUUAUUUACUUUUAGACAAAGACUAGUGAAUUAUUUCUCGUUUGGACUGUGAUCUGGACCACAACAGUGUGACCGAAAAACACUUGCGACACGACAAGAUUUAGGGACACUAUAUAACAAGAGAUACUACAGUAUAUAUAACACAAUAAAUUGAUGGCAGUACUGUUGACAUACACAGUAUUAUUUUCAUUAGUACUAUUAUUAAGGAAAGCGAAAAGUAAUAUUCAUUACAUGGCUAUAUGUAAUGGUGCCCUGAUGAUGAUGAUGCUGUUAUUCCCAGCCACAAACACUCCAGCUUUAGGGUAACAUACCAUAUACAGGUAAAUAAGUGUAGACUUUUAUACAUACCGUUUAAAUCGCUAUGCUAAUUAAACAACUUAAACUGUAUUUUAGCUAAGAUCAAAACGAUGAGUCUCUACUAGGACAAGUGAAUAGUAACUAGUUCGAAGGUAAACUCAUUGAAGUGCCCGAUUGUUUACACACUAAUCCGCUUUCAGUAUCUGCUUACGUACUGUGAUAUCUAUCAACUACAUUUCAAAACUACAGAAAUGCACACAACUCAAUAGUAUUGAAUUACAAAAAGUAUUUAUUUUUUAGCAGUAGUUAGGACACUGUAGUUUGACUUUUCCCUCUCUGUUUUUCUUCUCUCUUCUUCUCUCCUGAAUUUGUGUUACCUGUAGUUCCGAAUUGCUUUGUAAAUGUAAAUCGAGCCCUCACCUUUUUUUUUUUUUUUUUUGCUUUCCGUUAUCCUCACCUGUCCUGGUUUGCUGAAUUACAGUAUGCCUUAAGUCAGCGUCUGUAAAACAUUAUUUAUUGUGUGUGGUUUGUUUUAAUUUAUUGAAACAAAUGAGACAGAAUGCAUUUUAACAUAGACAUAUUGUUUUUUUUUUAUUAUUAUCAGUAUCAUGUCUAUAAAAAAUGUGAACGGUUUAAAUACCAAUAUUUAACAAUGUUGUAGUGUAGCAUAUCAAUAAAUACAUC
This is a messenger RNA of Tachysurus vachellii, 3890 nucleotides long. RefSeq names its product family with sequence similarity 219 member Aa (gene fam219aa). The transcript is spliced from 6 exons. The coding region runs from base 165 to 740 and encodes 191 amino acids. The record is from RefSeq and is a predicted model, not a curated record. NCBI's taxonomy places the organism in Eukaryota, Metazoa, Chordata, Actinopteri, Siluriformes, Bagridae.